AUGUCACCGGGUAGCCCUUCUGAUGAUAGACAAAAAAUCAAAAAGAAAAAUUAUAAGCAACUUGGAGUAAAAGAUAAUGAUGAUAUUAGGUUGAAUUCAAGAGAAAGUAGUAUCAAUAGCUCAGAAACAUCAAGUCAUUCACAUGAAAUAGAAAUAGAAACCAACAAUAAUGCAAAUGUAGCUCGAUCAUAUGAGAUCAUAUUGGAUGAUGUUGACUUGAAUUGGAGUUUUUUAAUUAUUAUCGGUGGAAUAUUUUUUAUUUGUCUGAUAUGGUUCACAUUGUAUCACACAAGUUUAAUAUUAUCAAAUCAAACAACUAUUGAAAGUUUACAAAAACAUAAUUAUAAAAUUAGAGAGAAUACCGAAGUUACUACAAGUAAAUUUUUAAAUUUAUUUGAUAUCGGGAGAAGAAAUAAUUGGAAACAAGUGAUGGGCCCGACCUGGCAUGUAUGGUUCUUUCCGACUGGCAGCGAUCCGUAUGUCGAUGGAAGGAAUUGGCCAUUAAAUGUUUAUAGAUACAAUACAUUAUGUGAAUCAACUGAAGAAUUAAAUCCUUAA
Molecule: messenger RNA, 558 nt
Organism: Entrophospora candida
Lineage: Eukaryota; Fungi; Glomeromycota; Glomeromycetes; Entrophosporales; Entrophosporaceae
Source: the annotation of a GenBank genome assembly